Mya arenaria is the source of this 1934-nucleotide messenger RNA. RefSeq names its product acid sphingomyelinase-like phosphodiesterase 3b. The transcript has 6 exons. NCBI's taxonomy places the organism in Eukaryota, Metazoa, Mollusca, Bivalvia, Myida, Myidae. Bases 633 to 1322 code for a protein of 229 amino acids. The record is from RefSeq and is a predicted model, not a curated record.
GAACUUAUCUGUGCAAGUAAUUCAAAGUUUAGUCUUCUUUGGCGUGUACAGGAUGCGCCCGUUAUUGUUUUACCUGUUGAUUGGGAUUUGUGCUGCAGACGAAGGCUGGUUCUGGCACGUGACGGACUUCCACUGGGAUUUCUCCUACUGGACUGACCAGUUGUCGUGCAAUGGUAUGAACAUCUCCAAGCCGGGCGCAUUUGGCAACCAGUGGUGUGACUCCCCAUGGUCACUCGUGGAAGAGUCGAUCAAAGGUCUAAGACUAGUCCAACCAAACGUCGACUUCGUUUUAUGGACUGGAGACACCGUCCCACACGUUUCAGAUUCUCAUCUAAGCAACGACUUAAACAAGGAAUUGGUCAUGAAUGUCACAACUUUAAUGGAACGAGAGUUUCCAAACACAAAAGUAUACGCUACAUUUGGCAACCAUGACAAUUAUCCUAGCAACUUGUUUACGCCGCACAAUAGCGAUAUUUACAAUGCUACUUACAUGAUAUGGAAAACCUGGAUAGAUGAUAAUAGCCAAGUUGACAAUUUUCAUAAAGGGGGUUACUACACAGUUAAGAUUCGAGAUGGAUUAAGACUCGUUGCGAUGAACUCGAAUAUGUACUACACAAAGGAUACGGUCACAAAUGUGGAAGACCCUGCUUAGUUGGCUAGAUCAACUUUUGAACGUAUCAAGUGCCUCAAAUGAGAAGGUUAUUUUGGCUGGUCAUGUUCCACCUGGAUACACCACUCCAAGAGCUGUACGUUGGAUGACAAAAACUUUCAACCAGAAGUUCGUAGAUAUUGUCCUACGUCAUUCAUCGACAAUUGCAGCCUUGCAUUUUGGUCAUGAGCACCACGACAGUUUUCGUAUAUUUUAUGAUGGAGAGGUCGCUGUUGCAACAUUGUUCAUUGCCCCGUCGGUGACACCCUGGAGGUACCAGCUUCCAGGAGGUGAGGUUGAACCUGCACACAACCCCGGAGCAAGGCUAGUCAAAUACGACCGUCAGACUGGCAAAACACUGGACAUCUUGCAGUAUUAUGCUGAUUUAGAUACGGUCAACCUUGAUCAGCAGUUCGUAUGGACACUGGGAUAUAGCGCUACUGCGAUGUAUGGUGUUCCGGAUCUAAGUGUAGAUUCGAUGCACAAAGUGGUGAACAGUCUUUCUGACGGAUCUGGAUCAGAGUUUCAGAACUAUGUUAAAUGGUACAACACCAAUGGGAAAAAUCCUGCUGAUCUAUGUAAUGCUCUGUGUCACCAUGUUGUCAUGUGUGGACUGAGGUAUAUGACUGAAAAGCCAUUCCAGCAAUGCUUACACCAUUCUACGCAUACGUAAUGAUUUUGUUAGAUAUUAGAGAAAGAUAUCUAGCUGAGACUGAAGAUAUAUAUUGACAAAAUGGAAAUAGAAAUUAUUGCCUAUCAAAACACUGUCUUGACUAAAUCUUGCCCUGUAUGGAGUAUAUUUUCCAGAAACAAAUAAAGUGAUUAUAUAAAUUGUUUUUAUACUUUCUGAACUAAAUAAAGCUGUCGUGCCUUGAAAGACGUCAAAUACAUUGAUAACAUAGGUAUGAACUGAUGUGAAUUUAAGACAACACACUUAAUAUAUAUAACAUAAUAUAAAGUAUAUUGCAAUAGUUUUUUUUCUAUUAAAUGACUUUCCAUGCAAUUCUUACAUUGCCACAUAAACCUAGACUGAUGAGCGUACGAUUGCGUUUUGCCAUUUACUUUUAAUGUUCUUCACAUUUGCAUUAACUUUUUGUAGCGCCAUUUACGAAAUUCAGAUUUAAAACGUUAUAUGAUACAUUGCGCUUUAUACAUGUUGCGUUGUUUGAGGCGUGACAGUACGUAUUUUAGUGCGUUAUCGUGCAUUGCCAUACCAUUGGACAAAAUUGUUUGAUAUUGUUUGAUAUAAACGCAUUCGAAUGUAAAAUAUAAAUAUAUGAAUGAU